ACGCAGGGGGGGCGGCCGGGGGACCGGUCGGGCCGGGACCAAGGGCACCAUGUCGUCUGGGGCCAAGGAGGGGGGCGGGGGCUCCCCCGCCUAUCACCUCCCCCACCCGCACCCACACCCACCCCAGCACGCCCAAUAUGUGGGCCCCUAUCGGCUGGAGAAGACACUGGGCAAAGGACAGACAGGGCUGGUGAAACUAGGGGUGCAUUGUAUCACGGGCCAGAAAGUUGCCAUCAAGAUCGUGAAUCGGGAGAAGUUGUCGGAGUCGGUGCUGAUGAAGGUGGAGCGGGAGAUCGCCAUUCUAAAGCUCAUUGAACACCCACAUGUCCUCAAACUCCACGAUGUCUACGAGAACAAGAAAUAUUUGUAUCUGGUUCUGGAGCACGUCUCUGGGGGUGAGUUGUUCGACUACCUAGUAAAAAAGGGGAGACUGACCCCCAAGGAGGCCCGGAAGUUCUUCCGUCAGAUCGUGUCAGCGCUGGACUUCUGCCAUAGCUAUUCCAUCUGCCACAGAGACCUGAAGCCUGAGAACCUACUCCUGGAUGAGAAAAACAACAUCCGCAUCGCUGACUUCGGUAUGGCCUCCCUGCAGGUGGGGGACAGCCUCCUGGAGACCAGUUGUGGGUCCCCCCAUUAUGCGUGUCCAGAGGUGAUUAAGGGGGAAAAGUAUGAUGGGCGGCGGGCAGACAUGUGGAGCUGUGGAGUCAUCCUCUUUGCCCUGCUUGUGGGGGCUCUGCCCUUUGAUGACGACAACCUCCGCCAGCUGCUGGAGAAGGUGAAACGGGGCGUCUUCCACAUGCCCCACUUCAUCCCUCCAGACUGCCAGAGCCUCCUGAGGGGCAUGAUCGAGGUGGAGCCAGAGAAGAGGCUCAGUCUGGAGCAAAUUCAGAAACAUCCCUGGUACCUGGGCGGGAAACACGAGCCAGACCCCUGCCUGGAGCCAGCCCCGGGCCGCCGGGUAGCAAUGAGGAGCCUUCCGUCCAAUGGAGAGCUGGACCCCGACGUCCUGGAGAGCAUGGCGUCACUGGGCUGCUUCAGGGACCGCGAGCGGCUACACCGCGAGCUGCGGAGCGAGGAGGAGAACCAAGAAAAGAUGAUAUAUUACCUGCUUUUGGAUCGGAAGGAGCGGUAUCCCAGCUGUGAGGAUCAGGACUUGCCUCCCCGGAAUGAUGUUGACCCACCCCGGAAACGUGUGGACUCCCCCAUGCUGAGCCGUCAUGGGAAGCGACGGCCAGAACGGAAGUCCAUGGAGGUCCUGAGCAUCACUGAUGCAGGGGGUGGUGGAUCCCCUGUGCCCACUCGACGAGCCUUGGAGAUGGCCCAGCACAGCCAGAGAUCCCGCAGUGUCAGUGGAGCAUCCACCGGUCUGUCCUCCAGUCCACUAAGCAGCCCAAGGAGUCCCGUUUUUUCCUUCUCACCGGAACCUGGCGCUGGAGAUGAGGCCCGGGGUGGGGGCUCCCCGACUUCCAAAACACAAACGCUGCCUUCUCGGGGCCCCAGGGGUGGGGGCGCCGGGGAGCAGCCCCCGCCCCCCAGUGCCCGCUCCACACCCCUGCCUGGUCCCCCAGGCUCCCCACGUUCCUCUGGGGGGACCCCCUUGCACUCUCCUCUGCACACGCCCCGGGCCAGCCCGACUGGGACCCCGGGGACAACACCGCCCCCCAGCCCGGGUGGUGGCGUUGGGGGAGCCGCCUGGAGGAGUCGUCUCAACUCUAUCCGCAACAGCUUCUUGGGCUCCCCUCGCUUUCACCGGCGCAAGAUGCAGGUCCCCACCGCGGAGGAGAUGUCCAGUUUGACGCCAGAGUCCUCUCCAGAGCUGGCAAAACGCUCCUGGUUCGGGAACUUCAUCUCCCUGGACAAAGAAGAACAAAUAUUCCUCGUGCUAAAGGACAAACCUCUCAGCAGCAUCAAAGCGGACAUUGUCCAUGCCUUCUUGUCGAUCCCCAGCCUGAGUCACAGCGUGCUGUCACAGACCAGCUUCAGGGCCGAGUACAAGGCCAGUGGCGGCCCUUCCGUCUUCCAGAAGCCUGUCCGCUUCCAGGUGGACAUCAGCUCCUCUGAGGGUCCAGAGCCUUCCCCUAGGCGGGAUGGCAGUGGUGGUGGUUGCAUCUACUCCGUCACCUUCACGCUCAUCUCUGGUCCCAGCCGUCGUUUCAAGCGUGUGGUGGAGACCAUCCAGGCACAGCUGCUAAGCACUCACGACCAGCCCUCCGUGCAGGCCCUAGCAGAUGAGAAGAAUGGUGCCCAGACCCGGCCUGCGGGUACCCCACCCCGAAGCCUGCAGCCCCCACCCAGCCGCCCAGACCCAGAGCUCAGCGGCUCUCCCCGUCGAGGCCCCCCUAAGGACAAGAAGCUCCUGGCCACCAAUGGAACCCCUUUACCCUGACCCCAGGGGGCCAGGGAGGGAGGGGAACCACUUCUACCCCCCUUCCCUGCCCCCCAACUGUGAAUCUGUAAAUAGGGCCCAAGGAGUAAGUGGGGGGGACACAAAACCGGCCUUGCCCUGCAGGGAUAGGGCUCAAGGGGCCGUGCCCAGUGGGGGGGAUCUAGGGGGAACUGGGGGCGGGGGAGCUGUUUCUAUUUUAUUUAUUGAUUAAUUUAUUAUUUUAUUUAUUGAUCAAUCUUUCUGCAGGGUGGGGUGGGGGAGGGACGGGAGCUGGUUGGGGUGGCUUAGCAGAUCCGGACAGGGCCAUCUGUCCCUGUGUCCCCAACUCCCCCCUUCCCAGGACCCCUGGCUCCCCACCCCCACCCUCAGUCCCCCUGUUCUCAAUGCCUCCCUCCCAAAAAUGUUCUGUACGGAUUUGCUCUCCGGAAGGAAUUCUGGUUUUGCGUGAUCCUGCCUGCGUCCUUGUCUCUGAUUCCGCCGGCAGCAAAAAAAAAAUAAAUAACCUUGAUCAGGGAUUGCUGGCUGGCCUUGGGCUCUCGCUUCCUGGCUGCAGGCUGGCCUGGAUACCCCUUGGCCCUGGUGGCAGUGGCAGGGCCAUGCUAAAUCGCAGCCUCUGUAACCGGUUGUCCACAGCCCCACACACAUCCAUUCAGCUCCAGGGCAGGGAAUGGGAGAAUGGUCAGCAAAAGCCUCCCUGUCCUCAGCCAGCUGGACAGCUUCCUUGGUGGCUCAUGGGGUGGACCUGGGACUGAACUCCUCCUUCUUUCUUCCUCGGCUGCUGGGAAAGGUCCCAGUCAUUGCCCCUGGGACAGCUGGAUCUGCACAGAGCUGGGGGAGGCUGGUGUCGGUGGAGGGCUGAUGCCAGGGGCCGCCUGAAGAAAUAGGGUGCAGCCAUCCAGGCAGGAGAAGUCAACAGAUAAGAGGCCAAAGAGACUGAACAGCAGCAUAGCCACGGCCCAUUCACAGGAUGCAGAGGCAGAGCGCAGCGGCACCCAGGAGUGGAGGACAACCACUUUACACCAGGGUCAAGGGUCUGAGCGGACAGACAGCAGUGCCCCCACACACACCACACCCAGAGGAGCAGGGACCAACUUGGGUACUGUGUGACCUUGGGCAGGACUGAGGCCUCUCUGGGUACCCUCUCACCAUAUGUUUCUUUGCCCUGACCACAGGAAUCCCUGGGUGAUGUAGACAAUUUACACGCUCAGCUGCAAGCCCAAAGGCUGGAGGUUCCAGUCCACCCAGACACAUCUUGGAAGAAACGCCUGGCUGUCUACUUCCGAAAAAUCAGCCAUUGAAGACCCUAGGUCCUUGGGUGGUGCAAACAGUUAAGAGCUCAACUACUAGCCAAAAGGUUGGCAGUUCAGACCCAUCCAGAGAUGCCUCAGAAGUCAGGUCACAGCCUUGAGAACCCGAUGGAGCAGUUCUAUUCUGUACACCUGUGGUCUUCAUGAGUCAUAAUCAACUUGA
This is a messenger RNA of Loxodonta africana (African savanna elephant), 3856 nucleotides long. It is a transcript of the gene BRSK1, whose product is annotated as BR serine/threonine kinase 1. Gene Ontology annotation, cellular component: cytoplasm. NCBI's taxonomy places the organism in Eukaryota, Metazoa, Chordata, Mammalia, Proboscidea, Elephantidae. Bases 50 to 2386 code for a protein of 778 amino acids. Gene Ontology annotation, molecular function: ATP binding; tau-protein kinase activity; protein serine/threonine kinase activity. Gene Ontology annotation, biological process: intracellular signal transduction; microtubule cytoskeleton organization; protein phosphorylation. The transcript has 19 exons. The record is from RefSeq and is a predicted model, not a curated record.